Molecule: messenger RNA, 1373 nt
Organism: Saprolegnia parasitica CBS 223.65
Lineage: Eukaryota; Oomycota; Saprolegniomycetes; Saprolegniales; Saprolegniaceae
Exons: 1
Coding region: 1-1353 (450 amino acids)
Cellular component (GO): nucleus
Molecular function (GO): protein binding
Source: RefSeq, a predicted model, not a curated record
AUGGCGGCGCCGAGUAGCGACAGCGUGCAGAAGGCCUUUGGGCUCUUUGACGACGACAGCAGCGACGACGAGUACGGCUACCACGAGGCAGCAGUGGCGACGAAGACGAGCACGGAGGUCCACCUGCAUUUCACACCCGACCCGGCGACGGCGCCGCCGACGGUCAUGAAGCCGUCGCAGUAUACGCCGUCGCUCUGGGCGCACAUGGCACCCGACUUCAUGGGCCCGAUGGAGUUUCGCGACAACUCGGUCGAGUUUGGCGGCGGCCGCGGCUACUAUGCGGCGUGCGACAUUCCUGCGGGCACGCUACUGCUGCGCGAGCGUGCGUACGUGCAGUGGCCCGACGUCGACGACCGCGACGCGCUGCUCGUGGCGACCGUCGACCAGAUUCUGCGCUGCGACGACGCCGACGAGAUUGCGUCCAAUAUGGCGCCACUGCAUCCCGUGCGGCUGACGGACUUGCCAUCGCCGCUCUUGAGCGCGGCCCACGCCCAGUACACGAACCCGCUCCAGUCCGUCUUGAGCAACCACAAGCGCAGCCACGAGUUUGACAAGUGGCUCCAAGUGGUCCUUGGCAUGCAGUGCAAUGCGUUCACGAGCGGCGUCUUCCUCCACACGGCCAUGUUCAACCACGACUGCAACCCGAAUUGCGUCAAGUUCACGCCCCUCACGUCGCUCGGCGUCUCGGAAGUCCGCGCCGCGCGCUUCAUUCGCAACGGCGAGCAGCUCAUGAUCUCGUACCUCUACCCGCGCGAGCAAAGCCGUGGCCGGCGGCAGGCGCAGCUCCAAAAGCAGUUUGGCUUUGCUUGCCACUGCGCCCUCUGCGGACGUGGCGAUGCCUUCUCGGCCGCGCCGCCGACCGCCGAGACGGCCGAGACGACGUUGGAGGACGUGGAGAAGGCGGCGGCGAUGCUCGAAGAUCUCUUCGCGGACAACCCGUCCGUGAACGCCGGCACGGUGCUGCACGCUGCGCUCGAGACGCUCUCGGACGCGCUGGAGCUCGUCGCGCACGACCACAUCGUGCUCAUGCGCAUCCACAAGCUCGUGGCCGACACGUGCGACUCGCUCCUCAAGCGCAAGACGUCGACGUCGUCGAUCGAAGACAUUGCGAUCCUCUUCCUCCGCUCGUCGUACGAGCUCCACGAGCUGCAAAAGAUGUUUCUGGACAAGGACCACAUCGACCUCGCGCGCACACUCAACGACAUCAGCCAAGGCAUUCGCCUCCUCUUGAGCUACAACCCGAACGUGCUUCUCGCCGAGUUCCCCGAGUGGCCGACGUUCCGUGACGCGUCGCUCGUCGAGAGCCAAUACACAAAGGAGUACAAGCGCAUUAAAAAGCUCUACGAGGACUAAACCGAUAUAAUGAUCAACCA